Leucoraja erinaceus (little skate) is the source of this 3894-nucleotide messenger RNA. RefSeq names its product oxysterol binding protein-like 5 (gene osbpl5). The transcript is spliced from 22 exons. Lineage: Eukaryota; Metazoa; Chordata; Chondrichthyes; Rajiformes; Rajidae. Bases 515 to 3193 code for a protein of 892 amino acids. Gene Ontology annotation, molecular function: sterol binding. The record is from RefSeq and is a predicted model, not a curated record. Gene Ontology annotation, cellular component: intracellular membrane-bounded organelle; cytosol; membrane.
GGUAUUUCCUGCCACAGUCUCGCAGCAGACAGCUGUAAGGCUUUGAGAUGUUAAUACUUGUGGGCAGCCGGCGCACCGACUACUUUCCAAUCAAACUGUCUCCCUAGCUGCCCGAACCCCAGUUUUUGUGUGUGUGUGUGUGUGUGUGUGCGGCACCGUUUUGUCUGGGGACGGAAAAAGAAAGAAGAAUAAAAGGGCGCUGCCGCAGCAACAGGAAUCUGGUAGCGAGAGAGGAGUGAAGUGGAGAGUAAGGGGGAAGAGGUUCCCAGCUUAACUGCCACCCUUUCUGGGGAGGCUGGGACAUUCUCCCGGUGGCGGAUGAAGUGAACUGCCGUCCACUGACACCCCUCCACACCCCACCCUACCCGUGACUUCUGACCGGCAACAUGGUCGUGCAUCCGUGCCUGAAGCGGGUCUCUUGGGACUUCUCGAUGUCCGACGGUCAUAUGAAGAGAACGGGAAUAUAAAGCGGAGUUUGCAGGCGACCGGAGCCCAAUGCCCGUUCAUCUGUGAGAUGCCUUCCAUGUUACCAGAGAAAACGCAUGCCAUGAUGGAAGAUCACGUGUUGCGGCGCAGGUUUUCUCUCUGCACUGGAUUGGCAACACCACAGAAAAUCGACCCUCGUGAAUUCACCCGAAACUCUUCUUUUGGUGGAUACAAUGAAAUAUAUCCUUUGAAUCCAGGUAAUGAAAUCGAAAAUAAUGGAUUUUCACCUCUUCCCUGUGAGGUCACUUCAACACCCAUCUCCAGUAGUAAGUCAGAUUCCAAACUAUACAAUGGUUGCGACAAAGAUUAUGUAUCCUCCAUCUCUAAACUGACGAAGAAGGAAUCUUUAAAGGCUCAGAAGAAAAAUUACAGACAGGAGAAGAAAAGGGCCAGCAAGGAGAUGUUCAGUGCUUUGAAGGACCCCUCUGUGGUGGUGAUGGAGGACUGGCUAAAGAUCCGAGGUACUCUAAAGAGCUGGACCAAACUCUGGUGUGUGCUCAAACCUGGCGUUCUGCUAAUUUACAAAACACCCAGCAAUGGCCAGUGGGUGGGAACCAUCCUUCUCAACACCUGUGAGCUCAUCGAAAGACCCUCGAAAAAGGAUGGCUUCUGCUUCAAACUAUUCCAUCCUCUCGAUCAAUCCAUUUGGGCAAUGAAGGGUCCAAAAGGUGAGAAUGUGGGAUCAAUAACACAGCCUCUUCCCAGUAGUUACCUGAUCUUCCGUGCGGCCUCUGAGUCAGAUGGUCGAUGCUGGAUGGAUGCUCUGGAAUUAGCUCUACGAUGUUCAAGUCUUCUUAAACGCGGCACAAUUAAGGAUGGGAGGGAAGGCGAUCUGAACAGCUCAAUGGAUGCAACUCACCCAGGAUUUGCUGGUCUGAUGCAAGGAUUCAGUCCCACCCAUCAGGAGCUCUCCCAUGAUGUCGAGUUUGUAAACAAUGAUUACUACAAAGAUGCUGAUAUAUAUUCCUACAAAUUGAACCAAGAUAACGAUCCUCAUCAUGAAGAGCUGGAGAAUGGCACAAAUGACAAGAGCAGCAGGAGUGAGGAAAGUGACACAGACCUGUCUGAAGUCCAGGAAGAAAUGGCUAUGAAGGACUUACUAGAAUCAACUUAUCUGGCAGAAUGUUCAGAGGAGUUUGGAGAAAUUAGUGAAACCACUCAGACGGAGACAGUGACUGAUGAAAACAAGAGUCUGAUGUGGACAGUGUUGAAGCAACUCAGACCUGGAAUGGACCUAUCCCGUGUGGUACUACCAACCUUUAUACUGGAGCCUCGCUCAUUUCUGGACAAACUGUCUGACUACUACUACCACUCUGACCUCCUCUCCCAAGCUGCCUUGGAAGAGAAUGCCUACGGCCGAAUGAAACAAGUGGUGCAAUGGUACCUAUCUGGUUUUUACAAAAAACCAAAGGGACUGAAGAAACCAUAUAAUCCAAUCUUGGGAGAGACAUUUCGUUGUUACUGGUACCAUCCUAAAACUGAUAGCCGCACUUUCUACAUAGCAGAGCAGGUAUCCCAUCAUCCUCCAGUUUCUGCAUUUUACAUCAGUAACAGGAAGGACAAUUUCUGUAUCACUGGUUCUAUCUUGGCCCGCUCCAAGUUUUAUGGGAACUCACUUUCUGCUGUAUUGGAUGGUCAAGCACAACUCCGGUUUCUCAAUAGAAACGAAGAUUAUAUCAUCACCAUGCCAUAUGCGCACUGUAAAGGGCUCUUAUAUGGAACACCAACCCUGGAAUUGGGAGGAAAGAUAACCAUUGAAUGUGAGACAACUCAUUACAAGGCAGAGCUUGAGUUCAAGCUGAAGCCUUUCCUAGGUGGUAACGACUGUGUGAACCAGAUCAUGGGGAAGAUAUCACUAGGUGAGGAGACAUUGGCCACAUUUCAAGGACAUUGGGAUCGGGAGGUUUAUAUCCAGGAGAAAAAAAUUGGAUCUCCUGUUUCAUUCUGGAGUGUGACCAGUGAGAUUCGGAAACAGCGUCUAGUACGUCAUGCUGUGUGUUCGGAGGAGCAGGGUGACUUUGAGUCAGAAAGACUAUGGCAGAAUGUGACCAGAGCAAUAAAGAACCGUGAUCAAGAACAGGCCACACAGGAGAAGUUUAUUCUAGAGGAAGCACAGCGCAAGGCUACCAGAGAGCGUAAAGAACAAUGUCAGGAUUGGGUGGCAAAACUCUUCCAGGAGGAUGAAGCAACAAAGAACUGGAAGUACAAGUUCAUGGAGACCUGUCCCUGGGAUUCGACAAAUGACAUUAUCCAGUUUGAGAAAGACGGAAUUGUGCAGACAAGGAUCCGACACAAAUCGCUGACAGUGAUGUCAAUUGAUAUUAACAGCAGAAGUCAAAUAGGACAGCAGGUCCCAGUUCAGGAAUACGUUGGGUGUAAAACCAGUGAUCUUCCAGUACCCAGCACAUCACAGAAUACAGAGAGCAGUUGUUCAACACCGGAACCAGUACAAGAUGACUCAUCCGAUGUGUCAUGGUUACUAUGUCCCAGGUGCAGAAAAGGAAUGAAUGAACUUACAAAUAUUCACACAACUAUUCAAUCCAUUCAGAGGACACAGCAAGAAAUUCACAGGAAUCUCGCUGCACUUAACCGGCAAGCCUGCCACAAACAGUAUAUCUCCUGGAAAAGGCUCCUGUACCCACACUACUGGCUGGUUAUUUGUGUACUUGUAUCAUUCCAAUUAAUCAUCAAUUUUUUUUAUGGGUGAAUCGCGUUGAAAUGUAUUGCAGACUAUAAAUGGCGAAAGAAAGCAGAAUUUCCACGGCAUAAACCGGGCUACAGAAGUGCCCCACAGCCAACUUCCAAGGAGAGUCGCUAGGAAAAAAACGGAAUAUUUGAACUUCUUCCAGUUAAAUCUUGUAUUGGGUGGGGACAUAUCUAUGGAUACUGUACUUGCACAUCCCAUCUCCAAGGGCAACCAACCCCAACUAGGCCUUAAUGCUAAAGCCAAAUAAGACUAUCCAAAUGUUCUACUCCUUUCUUCCUCUUUCCAAAACAAAGCAAUUUAGAAUUCUUCUUCCCAACAGUAUUUAUAAACUGUUGAUGGUAAUAUUUGUGGUGGUCGGUUUGUAUAUUGUUCUUUAUAUAAAUUUUGACUCUUUGUCACAUUAAUGGAUGUCUACUUCAGUCUGCCCUGCCACUAGGCAGUCACUAUUUAAAAUAGCAGUGUAUAAGAUCUGUCGCAGCCUUGUGAAUCUUGCCCUAAAUAGCACCGUUAAUAUGUUCCUGAGCAGAACCAUGCAGAGUAUUGUAGGUUGAAACAGAAAUGCCUCCAGGAUGGCAAGAACUUAUAGUCAUGAGGUCAGUUUGCUCCCUGUCUGCAAUAUAAUUUCACUUCUAUGACAUUCUAUGAAUGAAAUGUACAAUAUGUGUAAACAGAUGCGGAUAAUAAAAAAGUUUUUUUAAAAA